Messenger RNA from Oncorhynchus nerka (sockeye salmon), 9227 nucleotides. Its product is annotated as nuclear protein AMMECR1-like. The record is from RefSeq and is a predicted model, not a curated record. NCBI's taxonomy places the organism in Eukaryota, Metazoa, Chordata, Actinopteri, Salmoniformes, Salmonidae. The coding region runs from base 1326 to 2294 and encodes 322 amino acids. The transcript has 6 exons.
GCAACAAGAGGGCGGACGGCACAUUUUACGACUGCAACGAAAAGGAUUUGAAGGGAUGCAUGUUUGCUUUCUCUAAGUGAAGUCGGAUACAAAUUUUCUAAAGGAGCACAAUUAGUAAAUGAGAAAUUACAAUCGAACAUCGGCAUCACGCGGUUGAGGCCAAGUUGAUUAGGAACUGAGGAGAGCACAAGCAGCAUUUUUUCUGCGUAAUUCGCAGCAAGAAUUCAGAUUUGACACGGACAGCAUACGGUGAGACUACGCAUUAUGCGUAGGAAUCGAUCGCAAAACAUUUCCUGGAUCCUAUUUCGGCGUUGAGAAGGUAAAUACUGUCAGUGACUACAGAUGAUCACAGGUCCCCCCUCCCCAACAGCACAGAGGCUAUCAGGCAAAUGGUAGCCGCUGUGAGUCGGGCGAAGAGCGAGAGACCAAACCCGGAGGAUUUUGGACAGAUGGAAUAGAAAGAAUGCUGCUCUCUCAAAAUGCAUCACAGUAGACGGAUAAACUGACCAAACAAAUAUACAGCACACUUUCAGCGCUGAUUACGACGCUGGGGUUUAAAUAAUAUGUUUUAAACUCCGAGAACUGACAAAAUGCAUGUGCAAACUGAUCAGCUGGAUUGUUGAAAUGACUUGGUCGGCGCUGACGCUGUCUGAUGGCUCAAACUGCAUAAUAGCCAAAUGGCAUUUUAUUUUGCGUCGACUUGACGUUUGGAUCUCCAAUAUUGGAUCAGUUGUCUAGCUAAAAGUUCGGAUGAAAGUAAACAACUGGUGCAAUGUUAAACUACAUGGUCCGGAGCGUAAUGUACUGUUCGUGCUGAAGCGUAUGGGUCCUGCGUACUCAAGCUCCCGACUCCCACACAAAAAGGAUUGUCUCUGUUGCGGGGGGUGCAGUGCAGUAGCUGUCACAGCUCCACAUCUGGCUACUGACUGGAUAGUUAACUAGCUAGCUAGCUAACUGUUUUUCUUCUUGGGAAGCUAGUGAGGUUGAAUGAGUUUCUGCAUCAUUCGAGAGAAAGAUUGCUUUGUGAAAUCACCUCGGUGGUUAUCGUGUUCCGAAGGGACCUGUAUUUUGGACAAUAUCUGAGAUCAAUCGAACAGUUUGAAGUGAUUCACGGCUGUCUUCUUAGCGAAAACACAUAAGGACUUUUUGCGUAAGUCACGUAUUUUUAAAGGCAAAGAUAGGGUGACAUUGCAGUCUCAUCAUAUUGGAUAUAACGUCGCCCGACAAAAAAAAGUGAAAGUGGGCAUUGUCCGUCACACGUAUUAACGCAGUGGGAUUUGUACGUCUGUUCGGCGUUCCCCCCCACCCUUCCCUUGGUGACGGUGAUGGGUCGGAAGCGGUGUGUCGGUGCAGAUUGUUCCAAGAUGGCGGCCGGGUGCUGCGGGGUGAAGAAGCAGAAGCUGUCGGGAUCCCCCGGGUCGGGGGGUCCUGGCGGGGUGGGGGCGGGAAACGGAGUGGCAGGGACCGGACAUUGUGGAUCGGACUUGGGGAUUGGUUCCUCCUCGACUGUGGCGGCAGGGAACAUGAAUCGAGUGAACGGCCUGGGGUGUCCUGGGGGUAGUAGUAGUAGCACCAACGCGUUGUCCCCAACCCCGGGAGGCUACAACUCAACUGGCCUCUCCCCGAAUCUAAGCCCGGGUUCGGGAAGUGGAGGCAGGAAGAUGGUUGUUUCGGCGGAGAUGUGCUGCUUCUGUUUCGACGUGCUUUAUUGCCAUCUGUAUGGAUACCAACCUCCCCGAACACCUAGGUUUACAAACGAUUCCUACCCACUGUUUGUCACAUGGAAAAUAGGCAGAGACAAGCGGUUGAGGGGAUGUAUAGGUACAUUUUCUGCCAUGAACCUCCACCCAGGACUCAGGGAGUACACCCUUACCAGUGCCCUUAAAGACAGCCGCUUUCCCCCCGUGACGAGGGACGAGCUGCCACGCCUCUUCUGCUCGGUGUCUCUGCUCACCAACUUCGAGGACGUCGGUGAUUACCUUGACUGGGAGGUGGGUGUUCAUGGCAUUAGGAUAGAGUUUUUCAAUGAAAAAGGAUCCAAGCGUACCGCCACCUACCUACCAGAGGUCGCAAAAGAGCAAGGAUGGGACCACAUUCAGACCAUAGAUUCCUUACUACGAAAGGGAGGCUACAAAGCUCCCAUCACAAAUGACUUCAGGAAGACCAUUAAGUUGACCAGGUACCGUAGCGAGAAGAUGACAAUGAGCUAUGCUGAGUACAUUGCCCACCGCCAGCACCAUCACUACCAGAACGGCACCGGGCACCCUCUACCCCCAUACAACCAUUAUUCCUGACAGCGAGCCGCAUGACCAAUCACUGGACCUCUCUGCGGACCUUUUCCCAGGAGAGCCCGCCCCCUCCUGGUCUAGUUAUCUCUACUACUGUACCAUUUUAUGAUGAUAGUUUCCGUUGCCAUGCUGACGCUCUCCCAGACGUUGACGUGGCAACGGGUGGCAAAAUGAGCAUCAAUUGAUAAUGACGAGAAAAAACAAAAAUCUUUUAUUUUUAUCCUCCUAUUGAUUUAGUUUUUGCAGCAUAUAUAUCAAUAUAACCCCUUUUAGUUUUUAUUUUUGUUCACAAAUACUCAAUUUUCCUAAAUGUAUUAUUUUCAAACAAUCCUAAUCAGGCUUUUGAUUCUGUGGAUGGAAGCAAGUCAUAUAUAUGGUGAAUUCGUAAUGCAUAAAGGUAUAGGCUCAUAUUUUGUGUAGGCUUAGCUACAGUGUCCCAUCUAUUAGGGAAAUGUUUUUCUUUUUCUGUUGAAUCCUUUCUUAGUAGCCAGCUUGUCAUUAUGUGUGUCAUGUGGCAAGCCAACAGCCGUUCUGGAAGACUCAAUCUUUUCCUCAAUUUUGCGAUUCUUCUCAAGAAAUGGACUUGGGUUGGUUUGGCCUUUGUAACCCGUUGUAGUGCUGUAGAUUGUAGGGCUGUGAUGCCACGCCACUAGUAUUUGCUGGUCUUUUUUAUUACAUUACCCCACACGUGUUUGCUUUGAUGUGUGUGGUUAGAAGUUUGUUGUUAAGUUCACAUCCGACAGGAGAUUGAAAGCGCUAUAUUAAAUCAUGAAUAGGAUCAUGACAAAAUAUUUGACAGAGACGUUCAUUUCCACCCCUGAGUGUUCAUAGUGUUUUGUAAUGAAACCUGCACAACUUGAAUUGAAUUUGUACGGCUCCAGCUCAGAUAUUUUCACCCGCUCUUCUUUCCAACUUGAGAAACGUAUGGAGGAAGCCAUUUUAGCUGCGUCAAAGGAGGUUGUCUCUGUCCCUUGUCUCUGUGAAGCAGGCCGCUAGUGAAAGUGAUCCACGGGGCUGGAGAUUGUGAUAGGGUUGGAGAGUUGACUGGAGGUUGUGAUAGGGUUGGAGAGUUGGCUGGAGGUUGUGAUAGGGUUGGAGAGUUGACUGCAGGGCUGGAGGUUGUGUUAGGGUUGGAGAGUUGACUGCAGGGCUGGAGGUUGUGAUAGGGUUGGAGAGUUGGCUGGAGGUUGUGAUAGGGUUGGAGAGUUGACUGGAGGUUGUGAUAGGGUUGGAGAGUUGACUGGAGGUUGUGAUAGGGUUGGAGAGUUGGCUGUAGGUUGUGAUAGGGUUGGAGAGUUGGCUGCAGAGCUGGAGGUUGUGAUAGGGUUGGAGAGUUGGCUGUAGGUUGUGAUAGGGUUGGAGAGUUGGCUGCAGAGCUGGAGGUUGUGAUAGGGUUGGAGAGUUGGCUGGAGGUUGUGAUAGGGUUGGAGAGUUGACUGCAGGGCUGGAGGUUGUGUUAGGGUUGAAGAGUUGGCUGGAGGUUGUGAUAGGGUUGGAGAGUUGACUGCAGGGCUGGAGGUUGUGUUAGGGUUGAAGAGUUGGCUGGAGGUUGUGAUAGGGUUGGAGAGUUGACUGCAGAGCGCAGUCCUCUCAUUCAUUGUCCUCUGAGAAAAAUACCUUUAUCCUGUUAUUUCAUGCUAGUUGGUUUGAGAGGAAAAAACAAUGAGGGAGACUUGAGUCUAGUGACCGGGAUAUGCUAAAACUACUUAAAGCCAUAUUCUGUUUUUAAUGCAUGUGGUUGUUUUGUAGGCUAAAGAUGUCCCCCCCCCCCCCCCCCCCCUCUGUAACCUCCUCUACGAGUUUACUUUAUUCUGGUGGCUUUGGUCCCAAAAGUUGGGUUUCCUCUCAAAGUUUGUGUUUUGGUCCUGGCUAGGAAUCUGGGCCUGUGAGACAUUAUCUGGACUUACUCAGUUAGUAUGGGUUAGCAUCAGGGGUGCAUUUAUUAGUCAGAGUCUGUUGCAAAAAGUUUUGCAAUGAAACCUGUUUACUGUUUGGUUCCUAGAGUAAACCGGCAAAAUGGAACAAAACGGAGAGGACUACCUGAAUUUGUACAAUAGAAACUAAUUUUCAUUGAUAUAAGUUUUACAUUUGCAACGGAAUCCGACUGAUGAAUACACUCCAGCGUUUGAACUCCUUUGUGCUGUUUGUUAAGAGUCCUCAUCACUUCCGCUGCUUUUAUACCAUUUUAACUGAAGCUUGUGGCCACAAUGACAAAUAAUGAAACUUGAUGUAGGCCUAAUCAAUGUUUUACAUCCACAUUUGACAUUACAUGCUUGAUGACUGACGGUUGCCAUAGUUGUGCACUUUCAUGUGCUCUCGUCAAAACGCUAUGAGAUCUUGUGGAGGCUUCUGGAGAUGGCAUCUAGCUAGUCAAAACGCUAUGAGAUCUUGUGGAGGCUUCUGGAGAUAGCAUCUAGCUAGUCAAAACGCUAUGAGAUCUUGUGGAGGCUUCUGGAGAUAGCAUCUAGCUAGUCAAAACGCUAUGAGAUCUUGUGGAGGCUUCUGGAGAUGGCAUCUAGCUAGUCAAAACGCUAUGAGAUCUUGUGGAGGCUUCUGGAGAUGGCAUCUAGCUAGUCAAAACGCUAUGAGAUCUUGUGGAGGCUUCUGGAGAUAGCAUCUAGCUAGUCAAAACGCUAUGAGAUCUUGUGGAGGCUUCUGGAGAUAGCAUCUAGCUAGUCAAAACGCUAUGAGAUCUUGUGGAGGCUUCUGGAGAUGGCAUCUAGCUAGUCAAAACGCUAUGAGAUCUUGUGGAGGCUUCUGGAGAUAGCAUCUAGCUAGUCAAAACGCUAUGAGAUCUUGUGGAGGCUUCUGGAGAUAGCAUCUAGCUAGUCAAAACGCUAUGAGAUCUUGUGGAGGCUUCUGGAGAUAGCAUCUAGCUAGUCAAAACGCUAUGAGAUCUUGUGGAGGCUUCUGGAGAUAGCAUCUAGCUAGUCAAAACGCUAUGAGAUCUUGUGGAGGCUUCUGGAGAUAGCAUCUAGCUAGUCAAAACACUAUGAGAUCUUGUGGAGGCUUCUGGAGAUAGCGUUUUGACUAGCUAGAUGCUAUGAGAUCUUGUAGAGGCUUCUGGAGAUAGCAUCUAGCUAACCUUAAACCCUUGGCACUGGUCAUCGUCGGUUGAUUUGCUCAAAUCUGUUAUUUCCUCAUGACAUGCUGCUGUUUGUUGAGGUGCUUGCCGUAUUCAGGACCAGUUGCUCCCCGUCUCUGUGCCACUAGAAACCAUGCAUGGGUUGUUGGUCUGUCUUGUCAGCUGUUUUGGCAGAGGAAACUGGGAAAGGGUGGUCAAGCUGCAUUCAGUCAAACCCUACAUAAAGAACCAGGGAUUUCAAGCAACUAGUUAGUCCAUGUCCUCUUCAAGUGUUCCUUUUUGUCAGUCACAUCCGUGCCCAGCAGUUGGUAUGUUUUAGCAAGUGUAGUUAAUGGAUUAGCUAAUGAUCUCUGUCGUGUACAGGUUUGAGAGGUGCUUGUACAACAACAAAAAAGAACAAACAUAUUUUAUAAAACAUCUUUUACCAACUGACAGUAGGGUUAAUCCUUUUUAUUUUAUUUUUAUAUGCAAAAUGUUAAGGGCUUUGGCACUCCAUCCACAGUAACCCGAAAUGACCCAUAUUUCAGUUGUGUUGAUUUAAUAAAUUAUGGACCAGUAAAAUGGUGCCCUGAGUGUUCCUCUGUCCUGUCCUGUCUAAUACUGACCUCAACCUACAGGGCAGUGAAGGGCCUUAAAACCCUGAUUCACCCAUUCACCUUCAGAUAGACACAUUGUAGCGGGAGGCAGAUGGGAACCUUUCUUCUAAUCAUACCUGGACAUUAGAAACCCCAGCUUACUUCAUUAAUCUAGCCUAUUGUAGAAGGGGUUUGUCCACAGACAUGCUUGGUUUAGAUGUUAUUGUGGUAAGGGCCUAUCUAUCCUGUUCUCUGUGCUUCCCUGCUCAGAUAUCGGAUGGCAUUUCCUUCAUAUUAUCCUCUUGUGGUCAGGGAAAUGCUGCUCAACAACAUUGACAAGACAAAGGAGGCCUACUUAAAGAGAUAUAUUGGCCUAGUAGUUUGUCACAAAAACAGUUUUCAGAGAACUGUGGGACAAGCUUUCCCUGUUGUUGAACAAUCAGGUAACCAUUUUCUGGUCCAUUCAAUACAGCACAACCUGAAUAUUUUCCUGCUGCAAAAUCAAGUCCACCAUUCUCUUUUACAUACUUACCGAUAUAUGUAUACACAAAUGCAGUCCAUUCUGUUGCAUGUGUGUGUAUGAAACAUACAGUAUGGUUUAAUCCCUGACAUCGAAGGCUUAGAGACUAGUAUAAAUCAUCAAAAAUAAAUCAAAUGGUGCUAUUGGGACCUCAUGUUGGGGCGGUCGCAGGUUUCGUGACUGGUCAUGCGGACUCAUCGAUCAUAUCCGACUUAUUAUCCUUGAUAUAUGCAGAUCUGUUCAACAGGUGUUUUUUUCCUACCAGUGUAAGUCAACACCCUGCAGGUUUGAAAGGACAAGAAGUCACUACUAAUCCCCCUCCCCCCAACUCCCUGCCUCAUGGCCUGGGGGUUAAAGGUAUAGUCUGUCGUUCAGUAGAUCGUGGCAUCAGAAGGGAACAUUUCGCUCCUGGGCUGGGACAGUAAAGAGUUGGAGUAAAAGGGGUCUAUCGCCCCUCCUCUCCAGUCUCCCAUCGUAGGCCCCUUUCCCUGUCCAGCCCACGAUUGGAUGUUCCUCUUAGAAGCACACCCAUAACACUUCAUGUUUUACUCUUGUUAAAUCGUGAGUUUUUAUAGCUGUCCUGUAUCAUUUACUCAUCCAUGGAGUUGAUUAUCAGCUUAAAGGUCAUCUGACAGAAGGUUCUCACUCAACUCUGGCUCUUACAAACUCCCUCAAAGGAAGUCGUGCUUCUCAUGUAAUAUUGUCAUUCAUGUAGCCCUCUAUAACAGUGGUUUCUUUAAGCUGGACAUGAGUGUGGGUUUAGUUGGCAGGUUUAGUGAGCCAGAUGAGUGAUUGCUGAUAUCAUCACAUAAUUAUUGUAUUUGACUUGGACAAUUCGUUUCCAUUCAUGAUUCACUCUUCCGUAUGACCGUGAGUGUAUCAUGUAACGUCAUUUUAACAUGGAAAUGACUGAACGUAAAGGUUCAUGAAUAUCAAUAAAUCUCAGUCAAAUGUGAUGUGAUUUUCCUGGUGUCCUUCAAAAGAUUAUUCUGACUGCUAAUUUGCAGUUAGUUUAAACACACCUCUGCCCAUGGACGAGUGACAGUUGUUCAUACUGACACAACUGGGAUAAUGUGUAAAGACAAUGUCAUUUGGUUCCAUUGCCCGGUUUAGCCCCUGCAUUCCUUGUAUGUGUACCGGUAUGCAUAUAUUUUUGUGGAAUACUUAAGCUCCUAUUACCUUUGUAUGUUCAACCGAACCAAAGAUGCCUCUGCCCCAUAGAGAUGUAUAGAGAUCAUAACAUGGAAGUAACCUGUUUUUGCAUGGACAUUUAGGGCUUCCUCCAUUUUAAAAUGGUCAACUGGGUGAAGAUUCCUAUGGUUUGGGAGUGAUCGACCAAUGAGCAGAGCAUUGUUUUCUUCUUCAAAUUAGUUUGUAAUUGGCUUUAAGCUAUAUGACUGCCAUCUAACGGCCACAAUAAAUUUAAGACAAUUUGGUUCAAGACUCCAUCACUGCAGGUGGUAGUAAGUCACCAAUGUUAGCUUUACACUUUUUUCGAACAUCAAAAGAAAGAAAAAAUUGGACUACUUUAAAAUGGAGAAAGCCUCAAUGGCACUGUGCGUGCUGUCACAGACGCCAUAAUGGCAUAGAUACAACGUAGCGAUUUCUAUACAUCUCUAUGUUCUGGCCAAGUCCAAAUGCUGCUCUUCAGGCCUGGCUUCCUGUCCUUCCAAAAAACACCCCUGCAAGAGACAAAAUGUUAUUUUUUUCCGUCUGUUUCAGAUUUUUUUUAUCUGUUUUUUUGUACGAUUUCUAACUUGUCUUUUGAUUUCUUUAGCAACCUCUUAUUCAAUGAAUUUCAUUGAUUAUGUCUGAAGCCUUUUACCCGGCAUCAAGGACAGUGAAAUUACUUGGUUGCACAGUUUUUUUUAUUUUGUUGUCGUCACUUGUAUUUUCAUUAUUUUCAUUUUUUAAACAAAAAAAAAACCCCAUAGCGUGCCUCCUAGAUGUAUGAGUUUCUGUGUUUCUUUCCUAAAGACCAGCAGUUAUACUUUAUAUAAAAGAUGAGUUUGUCCUUAUUUUUUAUGCCGUUAAAGAUGAAAAAAGACCUCUUUUCUUUACUCUGGACCCAGUAGCUGCACUGGUAUACAAUCGCACUAAUAGAUAAACAAAAAAAAUACAAAUAAAUGAAUCAAUAAUAAAUGAAAUAAGAACUACAAUAAACUUGUGUUUGGAACUUUUAUAAGAUUUACUAAAAUAAAAUAAAUUACUGUUUUUGUACAUCAAAAUCUAUUAUUUUCCCCAAAACUAUUUUGGAUCUAGUUUCUAAAUUAUUUGAGUUGUUUUCUAUGUUCUGAAAAUGUGUCGCUGUGCAGAGCAACUGUCUCUGCUGUGGUGGCAUGACGGGGCGCGGGGUUGCCUGGUGUAAACCCCUCACACCCACCUUUUAUUUCUUCUACUUUUCAUUUUUGGUUCUGUCUCUUUCUCUGCUUUAGUAACUUAAAUGUUGAUGGAAUAAUAUGAACUGGGGGGAAAAAAGACUCCUUUAGAGCUAGAGUCUCCUUUCUCUCCCAUUGAAUUGCUGUUAGUGUGAUGAGACUUGAAAUGGGCAUUUAUGAUAGUAUGGCUCCAAAAAAAUACAGAAAAUGAAAAAUGUUUUUAAAAAAUGUGUGGGGAGGGAGAAAAUCUUAUAUAUAGAUGGGUUAUCAGUGGGUAUGUGAGCAAUGGCUGUGGAUAUGAUCAUGUAGUUUUAAACAUUGUUAUUACCUUUUAAAUUCAUUUAGCCAAUAAAAAUGAAUAAAACCACGUGAAAAGAUAAA